This is a messenger RNA of Gadus morhua (Atlantic cod), 2089 nucleotides long. RefSeq names its product polymerase (RNA) III (DNA directed) polypeptide C (gene polr3c). Gene Ontology annotation, biological process: DNA-templated transcription. NCBI's taxonomy places the organism in Eukaryota, Metazoa, Chordata, Actinopteri, Gadiformes, Gadidae. Bases 157 to 1794 code for a protein of 545 amino acids. The transcript has 13 exons. Gene Ontology annotation, cellular component: RNA polymerase III complex. The record is from RefSeq and is a predicted model, not a curated record. Gene Ontology annotation, molecular function: single-stranded DNA binding.
UAGCGCUGGAUCGGAGGAGGGCGGAAGUGUUGCGUUGUGUUAUGUUGCUGCUGCAACCCGGCCGCAUGUGUUGUCACACUCACCCGGAUCAUUAAAAAUAAAUAUUAGAGUUUCGCAAAGGUAGCCGAGCUAACUUCAUGUUGAACUGAGGGAAAGAUGACUGCCCAGGAGGCCCGCCUGUGUGGGCUUCUACUCCGGGAACACUUCGGAGAGGUGGUGGAGAAGAUCGGGACGCACCUCCUCAGGAGUGGGGCUCAGAACCUACGCACCAUCGUCAAUGAGAGUGGUACUCCGAUCGACCUGGUGAAGAAGUCUCUGUGUGUGCUGAUGAAGCAUGGCGCAUGCAGAUUCAGCAUAGGUCGCAAAGGACCAGGGAGUCCUGUGGAGUACCAAGCGAGCUGCGAGAGGAUCUUGGGGAUUCUGCGCUAUCCACGCUACAUAUACACAGCCAAGACACUCUACAGUGAUACGGGAGAGCUGAUCAUUGAGGAAUUGCUUCAGCGGGGCCACAUGACCAUGAGCAGUAUUGUGAAGAUGGUGGCCGACCGACUCACCCACAACAUGGAGGAGGGUCGCAGCAUAGAGUACAACGAGGUGGUCUCCACCUUCUCCAAGCUGGUCGAGACACACUUCCUGCAGCGAUGUCCCCCGGUGUCGGAGGUCGUGCCACCGGUCAGCACCGCUCCGACGGUCCCCGGAGCCCCGGCGGCCCCCGUCAGCACCGGCCCCCCCACCCCCGAGAGCUUCUCCGACUGCUACUUGGUGCCUAGCGUUUCGCUGGCGGGCCGGGGCAAACGAAGGCGCUCUGGUGAGGACGUGGUCUUGGACCAGGGGACCACCAAGAAAGCCAAGACGGACCUCCAGACACAUGGAGACGAGGGUAUCUACUGGCAGGUGAACUUUGAGAGGUUUCAUCUCCACUUCAGAGACCAGACCAUAAUAAGCGCCGUGGCCAGCAAACUGGACCAGACGAGCAGUGAGAUAGUGAGAACCAUGCUGAGGAUGAGUGAGGUGACCACCACCCCCUCUGCCAGCUGCACCCAGGCCCUGUCAGCCAAUGAGGUCUUCAGGUCCCUGCCAGCCAACUACAGCAUCAGCCGGCCCAUCUUGGACCAGUACCUCACAUUGCUGGUUGAUGACCCGAUGGAGUUUGUGGGGAAGACGGGAGACAGCGGAGGAGGAAUGUAUGUCGUCAAUCUGCACAAAGCGCUGACCAACCUGGCGAGGGCCACACUCGAGUCCGUGGUACAGGAGAAGUUUGGCUCCCGGUCUGCACGCAUCUUUCGUCUGUUACUACGGAAACGCCAUCUGGAGCAGAAGCAGGUGGAGGACUUUGCGAUGAUCCCAGCCAAAGAAGCCAAAGACAUGCUGUACACAUUGAUGUCAGAGAACCUGGUGCUCCUUCAGGAACUCCCCAAGACCCCGGACCAUGCCCCCUCCCGUACCUUCUACCUGUACACUGUCAACCAGCUGGCUACUGCUAGGAUGUUGCUGCAGCACUGUUACAAGGCCGUGGCCAACCUCAUAGACCGCCGCUUGUUCCAAACCAAGGAGAGCAAGCGUCUGCUGGAGAAGUCCCAGCGAAUCGAGGCCAUCAUGGCGUCGUUGCAGGCCAGCGGUGCGGAGCCUGAGCAGCUUACUGAGGUGGAGGAGAUGAUCAGCGCCCCUGAGAAGCAGCAGCUGGAGUCACUGAGACACCAUAUCAACAAGUUGGAUUCUGCAGAGAACCAGGUGGAUGAGACCAUCUUCCUGCUCAAGUCUUACGUGGCCUCCACUGCUAGGAUCACACGGUGAUGGCGUUACUGUCGGGACUUUAAUCUCCAUCGUUCUUAUUCAGACGAAGCUUCUCGCUACCUUCUGAUAUUGUGGUUGUUUAUCAGUUUGUUUUUGCUUUUGACCUUUUUCUUUCAGUUACAAUAAAGUUGUAUAUCUUCAGCUGAAUGAAGGUAAAACCAAGAGCAUCUGUUCAAACUCUUUUUAAUUUCGACAACAGACGGACAGAGACAGUGAGACAGACAUAGGACAACGUAAUGUGCUGAAAUGUAAAAUGAUGUCUGAAUAUUAAAUAAAAGGACAAUUGUUUAAUGCA